Molecule: messenger RNA, 382 nt
Organism: Staurois parvus
Lineage: Eukaryota; Metazoa; Chordata; Amphibia; Anura; Ranidae
Source: the annotation of a GenBank genome assembly
AGGGAUUGGCAGAGAGGGGUGGAGGCCAGUGGAGGGAUUGGCAGAGAGGGGUGGAGGACACUGAGUGGAGGCCAGUGGAGGGAUUGGCAGAGGGGGGUGGAGGCCAGUGGAGGGAUUGGCAGAGGGGGGUGGAGGACACUGAGUGGAGGCCAGUGGAGGGAUUGGAGGGGGGUGGAGGACAAUGAGUGGAGGCCAGUGGAGGGAUUGGCAGAGGGGGGUGGAGGACACUGAGUGGAGGCCAGUGGAGGGAAUGACAGAGGGGGGUGGAUGACACUCAGUGGAGGCCAGUGGAGGGAUUGGCAGAGAGUGGUAGCAGACACUGAACGGUUGGCAUGCAGGGAUGGGUUGAUAAUGGUGUUAUUGAUCCUGACCGAGAAAUCGG